This is a messenger RNA of Pelmatolapia mariae (spotted tilapia), 1862 nucleotides long. It is a transcript of the gene fam53b, whose product is annotated as family with sequence similarity 53 member B. Lineage: Eukaryota; Metazoa; Chordata; Actinopteri; Cichliformes; Cichlidae. The transcript has 5 exons. The coding region runs from base 319 to 1578 and encodes 419 amino acids. Gene Ontology annotation, biological process: positive regulation of canonical Wnt signaling pathway; protein import into nucleus. The record is from RefSeq and is a predicted model, not a curated record. Gene Ontology annotation, cellular component: nucleus.
UUGGACAGUAGAGCACUGGGUUAAUGUUGUAGUCUGCAGGAGCUGCCUUGAGCUGAAGUAAGCUUCUCGCUUAGCUUCCUGUUCUUUUUUUUCUUUAGUAAAACAAAACUCAACACGGUCAACCGAAACUAACCAGUUGCCCGGUGGUUGUUGAAGAUACGAGACGCUCACCGUGAUGAUUGAUUGGACCGAGGAGUGAAGCACAUUCUGGGAGGAGCCGAGGCGUCUUUAAUUUAUGAGAAAUCAGUCUGCUAACGCCGUGCUCAUCGAGAUGUCCUCCAGCUUAACUUGGCAUUACCGUAACGACGUGGGACAAGCAUGUGCGUUGCCAUGGUGAUCAUUUACCCCAAAACGCUGGAAAAGAAGGGUGCCGAUGAUGUAACAACCAAACGCACAAAUUUUGUCCCGUUCCAGGCACAGACCAUGAGCCAGGGGACAGCACUUUUCUCUUGCGGACUCAUGGACACAAGCCGGUGGAGGGACAUGGGUCACAGGUGUGCCAUACAGCGGAGGCCAGUUGGAACCAGCCUGGAGAGCCUGUGGGAUGUUCUGCCAGAAGUGCACACAAGUUCUGCCCACUGGGACUGGGAUGUUGGCUCCACUUCGAGCACAAUCACUAACUUGUUGCAGGACCUAAGCCUAACUGAGGCCUCGCACUCCACCGCUCCCCCCAGCAAACGACAGUGCCGGUCCCUGUCUUGCUCAGACGAGCUCAGUGGUUGUCGCUCUUCCUGGCGUCCUCAGGGCUCUCGCGUGUGGACAGCUGUGGAAAAGCGGAGGUGCCACAGUGGAGGAAGCGUCCAACGCAGCAGUAUUGGAAACAUGCAGAGUGGCUUCGCGGGCAUGCAGCGCAGCUCCAGUUUCAGCCUGCCUGCCCGAUCCAACACCCUUGAGCUGCCGUCUUUCACCCAGCGCCCUCCAUGGUCUUCUGCGUUCACCAGCCUGACUCCCUCCUCCUCUUCCUCAGUGCCCCUGUCCUCCGACCCUUCAUCGCAGCCCCUCUACCUCUCUCAUGAACAAAUUUGCCUCCCUGAGCCUCGUGGACCGUCACCUCCCAGCUCCCCCGACUCCACUCCAGAACUGGAACGCCGUGGAGGACAGGGGGGUCUUCCCCGUAGUCGCUCACAGCCAUGCGUCCUCAAUGAGAAGAAGACUGGUGUGAAGCGCAGGAGACCAGAUGACACACACAAACAGAGGCCUUCACUGGAUCUGGCAAAAAUGACACAGAAACUUCGGAAUUUCCACAGUCUGAGCUGCCCGGGAUUCAUGGGCGAGGACGGCCGCGAGUCCAGCCAGGCUACCCCCACCCUCAGGAGCACCACUCAGCACGAUACUGACGACUCAAACGAGCACAGCUUCAAGGACAUUCAGCCUCAGACCAAAGAGGGCGAGAUCACCAGCACCGUGUCGUCAGACACCGCUACAGAGGAUGCAGACUGGAACUCCACGGAUUGUGACGACAUGACACCAGGAACGACCAAUGGGAAAGACAGUGAGCCUUUCUGGGCGGGUCUGUGUAGCAUGAGGAAGGAUCAGCUUGGAGGCGAGCUAGAUAUUGAACAAAUUGAGAGGAACUGAGCGGGACUGCCUUCCUCCUGGGGGAAGCUAAUUUAGAGGACUGAAAGAAAAACAGCGCUGAUAGUCUUAAGGAAAAAGCAAGUGGAAAGCUAAUACAAUGAGCGUUCUAGCACUUGUCUUUAUUUUUUCCCUUGUGGAGAGCUUUGAACAGGAGCUUUGUGUGCUAAACGCCUAUUUUUGUGGACUUUGUGUAGUCAGAAGCUACUCCCCCACUGUGUGGUAUCUUAAACGUGUCUCAGGAGAACAAGAAAGUCAGGGAGGAUGGAUGUGGGUGAAAAUAGAAC